GCAUAAAGUGGUAAAUUCAUGCAUAUGACCCUUGUUUGGCAAAUGAACAUGAUGGAAAUAUGGUUUUGAGUGUUAAUUUACCAUAAGUGAACAACCAGAGUGUAAAGUGUUGAAAUGAGUGUGGAGCUGAAUGCAUGCGUGUUUGUAAUUGGGCAAGUGUGUGUGUGUGUGUGUGUGUAAGAGUUGUGCAGCUCCUGAAUUUUUAAUUACUGUGUUAGCUGAAGGUCCUUAAUCAGAGAGAUGUCUCAGGACACUUUGUGUUAUUCUCCUCCAUCUCUCUUUGUGUUUUACUCGUUCUCCCUCUCACACAGAGACACACAUCUCAGACAAAAUAUCCUGCAUCACAGUCUCAGAUCAGUUUAUACACUCAUGUUCUUUCUGCCUUUAUCUCAUGCUUUCUUCUUGCCCGACCUUUUUGUCUCGCUCAUUUUUCCUGACACUCAUCCAUAAUGGGACUGUUACCUUCUGUUAAUUAGUGUUACUGCCUGCUAGUGUGAUCCUGGGCGUGUCCUCCAAGAUAAGUGAAAUGUGACUCUCGCAUGCAUGUGUAGUGAGUUUAAGACUACACUGAUAGGAUGUGCAAUAGGAAAUGUCACUGAACACUUUAUUUCCACCCACAGCCAGAGUGAAAACCAUUCUGAGAAUCAGAACUGCUGCACAUGCUCUCAGCAUCUGCAAUGGUGAUGAAACAGACAUCACGUGGUUUCUCUUUGAACAUGUGCCUCCUCAAGAAAAGUGCACUCGUCAUCAUGUCCGGCACGGUCCUGUUGGCCUACUACAUGGAGUGCACAGACCUGUUCAGCGUCCACGUGCAGGGUUUCUUCUGUAAUGAUGCUGACCUGAUGAAGCCGUACCCUGGCACGGAGGAGUCCAGCUUCGUCCCUCCUCUCAUCCUGUACUGUGUGGUGGCCGCUGCUCCGACGACUAUAAUUUUUAUCGGAGAGGUGUCCAUGUACAUGAUGAAAUCAACGAGGGAAGCUCUGUUGGCCCAGGAGAAAACAAUAGUGACAGGAGACUGUUGUUACCUCAACCCCCUCAUCCGCCGCAUCAUACGCUUCAUAGGUGUGUUUGCAUUCGGUCUGUUUGCUACAGACAUCUUCGUCAAUGCAGGCCAGGUGGUGACUGGAGGUCUCUCGCCCUACUUCCUGUCUGUUUGCAAGCCCAACUACACUGGCACCGAGUGUCGCUUUAAUCACCAGUUUAUCGUCAACGGCAACAUCUGCACCGGGAACCACGUGGUGGUGGAGAAGGCUCGGCGGUCGUUCCCAUCUAAGGACGCUUCGCUGAGCGUUUACUCUGCCGUUUACCUGACGAUGUACAUCACCAGUACAAUCAAGACCAAGUCCAGCCGCUUGGCCAAACCAGUGCUCUGUUUGGGCACACUCUGCUCCGCCUUCCUCACCGGCCUCAACAGAGUUUCAGAGUAUCGAAACCACUGUUCAGAUGUAGUGGCUGGAUUUAUACUGGGAUCAGCUAUUGCAUUGUUUCUGGGUAUAUGUGUGGUGAAUAACUUCAAAGGUGUCCACAGUGCAGCGGCAAAACAGAAGACUGAGGAGUACCGCGGUCUGCCUCUGAUGACUUUCCCCCGUGUGGAGAGCCCACUGGAGACCCUGAGCGCACAGAACCACUCGGCAUCGAUGACAGAGGUCACAUGACUAAGGGGGCAGCACCGGGUCACGUUUGCGUCUCCACAGCACUUCCAGACACAAUGACGAGGACGCAUGUCACGUGGCUCCGAAUGCUUACAAAAACCACUCCUGAUAUAUCUGUUUAAAUCACCUGGGGGACAAAAUACACCAUGUUUGCAGUGGUUUUCAUUUAGUUGGGCUAUGCUCAGUUCAACCUCCCAAGGCACACAGAUCAGGCAACAAUAUCACAAAUCGCAACAUAAGCACAGAUUGUUUUUCCAGGUUAUUUGAGAUCAUUGAAACAUGGGACAUUUUUUUCCUCCAAGGUGUGCUGUUUGUAGUUAGAGGACGGUGUUUUGUACAUUUUGUAUGAGCGAGUGCCGUAGCCUAUCCUGACGAUGUUAAAACCUGCACACUUCCUGUCAGCUGACUCACUCUGUUUUACAUCACAUCCUGCCGGGUGAAAUGCCUUGUCAAUCACCACAUGUACCCCACUCGGUUAGAAAAAUCUGCUAUGGAAAAAAAAAUAUUGAUGUUGUUGUUCUGUGGUGUUUGUCAUUUGUACAGAAAAAAGACAGAAUCCUUCUUUUUAUUAUCUCUGUACAUUAACUGACCAUGUCAGGUCAUAUUUUUUAUGGAUUUUUGUUAAUAUGUAUGACUAUUAUGAUCCAUUUGGACCUGUUUGCCUGCUGUAAACCUGGAUAUGUUUUGGUAUCAGUUGUUUGGGGAACAACUCCUCUCCCCUUAGGAGGAAAUGGCAAGGAUGAGUCACUGAAUGCUCAGAAAAUGUGUUUGUGCACCUGUAGUGACAUGUCAUCAGGCUAAAUAUACAAAAAUCUGAUUGGCUUAAAUGCAUGGUAUCAGUGUGCUUCACCCCAAUUUGCAGAUUUACUUUGAUGUUAACAGGAAGCUCUCUAUGGAGAGAUCCAGAGGAGCUAGCCCGUGCCAGAUCCGUGUAUAGACUAUGCUGGUAUGGUUUUCCAAUUAUAUUUACUGAAAUUCCAAUGGAAGACAUCCCUAAUAAGUACAUGGCGAAAAAUAUAAGAGAUUCUUUUCAAGUGAAACUGAGUAAUUUACUUGAGGCCUGGUUAGUCCUCCUCACUGAAAACCAGGCUAAUGACUCCUGCUUCACUUUUCCUCCUCGAGGUACCCCUCCCUCUCCCCAACCCACCAGUGGAUUGUGAUGCAAUGUUGUGAUUCCAUUUCCUAUUGGAAGAUAUGCCCAGCAUGAAGAGAGAAGUCAAGAUGUUUUAUAGAUAUUACUCAUUAUCAUUGUGAUUACAAUUGUCUUUUACUUUGAGAACAAAAAAAGGCAUUUCAGCUGAAAUGCUACAUAUAUUUUCUUUCUUCGUUUGUCCAAAAAAAUUAAAUAGUCAGUAGCAA
Messenger RNA from Haplochromis burtoni (Burton's mouthbrooder), 3011 nucleotides. It is a transcript of the gene plppr1, whose product is annotated as phospholipid phosphatase related 1. Gene Ontology annotation, biological process: signal transduction; phospholipid dephosphorylation; phospholipid metabolic process. Gene Ontology annotation, molecular function: phosphatidate phosphatase activity. The record is from RefSeq and is a predicted model, not a curated record. The transcript is spliced from 7 exons. Lineage: Eukaryota; Metazoa; Chordata; Actinopteri; Cichliformes; Cichlidae. Bases 660 to 1655 code for a protein of 331 amino acids.